Triticum turgidum subsp. durum (durum wheat) is the source of this 1098-nucleotide messenger RNA. Lineage: Eukaryota; Viridiplantae; Streptophyta; Magnoliopsida; Poales; Poaceae. The record is from the annotation of a GenBank genome assembly.
AUGUGUAGUCUUGCAGACUUGCACCCAGGCCAGAUAAAGAUCUUUUUGGAGGAUGAAAGUCGCUUUCCACGCUUAACGAAAUCCGCCUUCGGAACAAAGAAACAACCAUUCACUCCACUCGAUCAGCCUCGCUCGUGCGGUUCCACACUACUCGCAUCUCCACCACGACCCCGGCGGUGGCACCGUUCCCCUGCCACGGACAUGUGGGCCCUCAACAUGAAGGCCGGCGGCGACGAGGAAGCCGAGAGCAAAGCAUCCUCUUUCGGAAGUGGUGAUGCAUCUGUUCCAACAGGAGAUCGCUCUGAUGGAUUGAGCGAACCACCUGAUGAAUUAAAAUCCACUGAGCCAAUUAAUAUUUCGAACAGCAAUUACUGGAGAGAUGUCAGAGCAAAUCUUGUGCGUCGGGAACAGGAGCUAUUGGUAGAUCCAAGUGUUCCUGCAGAGUCAAAGGCGUCCUCUGGAGAAGCAGUACACCAGCUUCCUCAGAAGUGGGCUCACCCUAUUACAAUGCCGGAGGCAGGGUGUGUCUUGGUAGCUACUGAGGUGCUCGAUGACGACAGCGUCUUUGAAAGAACUGUUAUUCUCCUGCUCAGACUUGGGUCGAGAGGUACCUUUGAUGGCCCAUUUGGGGUCAUCCUAAACCGUCCACUUUACACGAAGAUCAAGAAUGUGAAUCCAUCAUCAUUCCAAGACCAAACAACCCCUUUCGGCGACUGCGCCCUCUUCUUCGGAGGCCCCGUUGACAUGAGCAUGUUCUUGGUCCGUACUAAAGACAGCUCACGUCUGAAGGGGUUUGAGGAGGUGAUACCAGGCAUCUGCUUUGGCUUUCGAACGGAGCUGGAGAAGGCUGGUGUUCUGAUGAAGAGUGGUGCUAUCAAUACCGAGGACCUGAGAUUCUUCGUGGGGCAUGCAGCCUGGGAUUACGAGCAGCUCCUGAGCGAGAUCCGGGCGGGAUACUGGGCUGUUGCUUCCUGUAGCACAGAGCUGAUCAGCGACGCGGUGUCAACAGAUCCUUCCUGUCUCUGGACCGAGAUACUGCAGCUGAUGGGAGGGCAUUACUCGGAGCUCAGCCAGAAACCGAAGCAAGACAGCUCGUAG